Molecule: messenger RNA, 1578 nt
Organism: Klebsormidium nitens
Lineage: Eukaryota; Viridiplantae; Streptophyta; Klebsormidiophyceae; Klebsormidiales; Klebsormidiaceae
Source: the annotation of a GenBank genome assembly
AUGGGGAGCCUUAGCUUUUCUUCAGCUGCGUCGCGAAAGAGCAAUCUCCUCAUUUGCCUCUGCCUCAGCAUAGCAGCUCUAGCAGCUGUUCGCAGCAUAAGCACCCUGCGUGCCAACAGCCCCAGAGCCUUGUUGAGAGUUUCAGGUGCAGGGAACAGGGAAGUCCUGACGGCUAGCAGCUACCAUGCACGGAGUAGAAGCCCCCUGAGCAAAGAUGGAAGCGUGGAGAUGAGCGACAGUCAGCCUUUGCGUGUCUUUGUCUAUGACGUCCCUCGGAGGUUCACAUUUGGCAUGAUUGAGACAUACUACCAAGCUCGCGGCCUCAAAGACAGCGAACCUGACAAGGGAGGUGGACCAGACACAGUUCCCGCAUACCCUGCACAUCAGCACGCCUCUGAGUGGUGGCUCUUCCAGAGCCUAUUCACACAAGAAGAGUUGAGGACGGUCGCCAGCGGGGGAACUAGUAUGAGGCGAAAAGUCCUGGAAGCUCACAGUAACUCUUCCUCCGGAGCGAAACCCCGUCCUGCCAGGCGAAAGUCCCUCGUCGCGGGGACCGCAAACCCGCGCAAGCGCAGCGCGUACGCGGGGCAGCACGUCUCUAGUUCCACGGCCAUCAGGGUGACGUCACCAGAGGAUGCUGACGUCAUCCUGGUGCCGUUCUUCAGCUCGCUGAGCCUGAUCGUGCUGCCGCUCGACAAGGUGCGGGCGCAGGGGGCCGGCGCUGACGUGGCAGGGGGUGCUGACGUGGCAAGAUAUGAUGACGAGGCAGAGCAACGGGCGCUGAUGGGUUGGGUGGAGGCGCAGGAGCCGUGGAAGCGGUCAGGGGGGCGGGACCAUGUGUUUGUGUCGUCGGACCCGGCCGCGAUGUCCGAAGUGCACGACCGGACAAAGAACUCCAUCCUUCUUGUCGCGGACUUCGGACGCUUGCGCCCGGACCAGGCGUCCCUGCAGAAGGAUGUCGUCAUCCCGUACGUGCACCGGGUGCCCAUUUACACCCCCCAGGACGAAGGCGCGACCCCCGCGGAGCGACACCUGCUGCUUUUCUUUGCUGGCAACCGCUUCCGGAAAGAGGGCGGUACGAUCCGCACGAAGCUGUUCGAGGUGCUGGCGACGGAGGAGAGCGUGUCCAUGGUUGAAGGGAUCCCCUCGGCGGAGGGCCGCCGCGCCGCCAUGAAAGGCAUGCGGACGUCCAAGUUCUGCCUCAGCCCCGCAGGCGACACCCCUUCCGCGUGCCGCCUCUUCGACGCGAUCGUCAAUCUGUGCGUCCCGGUCGUCGUAUCCGACCGCAUCGAGCUGCCGUUUGAAGACCGGUUGGACUACAGCACGUUUGCGCUGUUCAUUCCCGAGGCGAAAGCGCUCGAGCCGGGGUAUCUGGCCGGGCGGCUCCGCGCGGAGAUCGCGGCCGGGCGGUGGGAGGGCAUGCAGCGGCGCUUGCGGGAAGUUCGGAGUUUAUUUGAGUACUCGGAGCCAUACGGAGCCAUCGACAUGGUGUGGGACAAGAUCGCCACGAAGGUGCCCGCCGUUCGGGAAGCGAUCCAUCGGGAGCGGCGAAGCAAGCUCGGAGAGCUGCCGGCCUGA